GCUUACGUUUUCAAAGCAAUGAUGGAGAGAGAAGAGCCGCUGCUAGUGUCGUCUGAAAGUGGGGCGAGUUGCUGCAGCAGAAUACGCGAGUGAAGAAGAACUGAGCCCCGUUAGCCUCUCCAUCCCGCUCGGUCUUCAUUCACCGCCUCCAGGACGUGAAUCGGGGAGCCAGAUGCGGUAAGCAGGCGGGUGCCACCCUGGAUCUGUAACUGUGAAGUCUCUGCUGUGGAAGAUGGUAAACAAAGACAUGAAUGGAUUCCCGGUCAAGAAAUGCUCAGCCUUCCAGUUUUUUAAGAAGCGGGUACGAAGAUGGAUCAAGAGCCCCAUGGUCAGUGUGGACAAGCAUCAGAGCCCCAACUUGAAGUACACUGGCCCUUCUGGGGUGCACCUUCCUCACGGGGAGCCAGACUUUGAGUCUGCUCUGUGUCAGUCAUGCCUGGGUGACCACGCUUUCCAAAGGGGGAUGGUCCCUCCGGAAGAACCCUGUUCCUGGGAAAUCCAACCUGGGUGUGAAGUGAAAGAACCGUGUAACCAUGCCAACAUCCUGACCAAGCCAGAUCCAAGAACCUUCUGGACUAAUGAUGAUUCAGCUUUCAUGAAACAGAGAAGGAUGGGCCUGAACGAUUUUAUUCAGAAGAUUGCCAACAACUCCUAUGCAUGCAAACACCCUGAGGUGCAGUCCAUUUUGAAAAUCUCCCAGCCUCAGGAGCCCGAGCUUAUGAACGCCAACCCCUCUCCUCCGCCGAGUCCUUCUCAGCAAAUCAACCUCGGUCCAUCCUCCAACCCACAUGCCAAGCCGUCUGACUUUCACUUCUUGAAAGUGAUUGGAAAGGGCAGUUUUGGAAAGGUUCUGCUUGCAAGACACAAGGCAGAGGAAGCCUUCUAUGCAGUCAAAGUUUUACAGAAGAAAGCUAUCCUGAAAAAGAAGGAGGAGAAGCACAUUAUGUCAGAGAGAAAUGUUCUACUGAAGAAUGUGAAGCACCCUUUCCUGGUGGGCCUUCACUUCUCUUUCCAGACUGCCGACAAGCUGUACUUUGUCCUCGACUACAUUAACGGUGGAGAGCUGUUCUACCAUCUCCAGAGGGAGCGCUGCUUCCUAGAACCGCGGGCUCGCUUCUACGCUGCUGAAAUAGCUAGUGCCUUGGGUUAUCUGCACUCCCUGAACAUCGUAUAUAGAGACUUAAAACCGGAGAAUAUCCUCCUGGACUCACAGGGACACAUUGUCCUCACCGACUUUGGCCUCUGCAAGGAGAACAUUGAGCCCAACGGCACGACGUCCACCUUCUGUGGCACACCUGAGUAUCUGGCACCGGAGGUGCUCCACAAGCAGCCGUACGACAGGACAGUGGACUGGUGGUGCCUCGGGGCUGUCCUGUACGAGAUGCUCUAUGGCCUGCCUCCGUUUUACAGCCGGAACACAGCUGAGAUGUACGACAAUAUUCUGAACAAGCCCCUCCAGUUGAAACCAAAUAUCACAAACUCAGCAAGGCACCUCCUGGAGGGCCUCCUGCAGAAGGACCGGACAAAGAGGCUGGGCGCCAAGGAUGACUUUAUGGAGAUUAAGAAUCAUAUUUUCUUCUCUCUAAUUAACUGGGAUGAUCUCAUUAAUAAGAAGAUUACACCCCCAUUUAACCCAAAUGUGAGUGGACCCAGUGACCUUCGGCACUUUGAUCCUGAGUUUACUGAAGAGCCUGUCCCCAGCUCCAUCGGCAGGUCCCCUGACAGCAUACUUGUCACGGCCAGCGUGAAGGAGGCUGCAGAGGCCUUCCUGGGCUUCUCCUAUGCGCCUCCCAUGGACUCUUUCCUCUGAGCGCUCGUGGGAUUCCCUUAGUGUUUUCUAAAGUGUUUGGGUUAGCCUUUGGUGGGGUUGCCAGCUGACAGCACUUCCGAAGAGAGAAUUUGCACACCUGGAAGCUGGGCAGCCCCAGUGCACACUGCUUGAUGGACGCUUUCCGAAGAGCACAGCCUCCUCUCAGUGAGCUUGUGAGGUUUCCAUUUUCUUCCUUCCUUCCAACGUGGUGCUAGCUCUAACGGAGCAUCAGAGGGCCGCCUUAGACAGACACCUCGGGCCCGUUAGGAGGAAGAUGCAGGUCUGAGAGGGAUCUCUGCAGGUCUGUCUGAGCUGUGAUCGUGAAUAUUCUGCAACGUGCCUUUUCUGAGAUCGUGUUAGCUCCAAAGCUUUUCCCAUCAUCGCAGAGUGUUCAGUUCUAUUUGUUGUUUUUUUUUUUUUUUGUGUGUGUGUGUGUGUGUGGUGUGAGUGUGCUGAGCCCAAUCACAGAUGGUUUUGUUGUAAGCAUCAAUGUGACACUUGCAGGACGCUACAAUGUGGGACAUUGUUUGUUUCUUCCAUAUUUGGAAGAUAAAAUUUACGUGUAGACUGUUCUUUGUAAGAUAUAGUUAAUAACUAAAAUCUCUUGACACGGUCUUGCGAUGACAGGCAUCCAGAUGCUUAAUGAAAGCAUUGCUGCUACAGAUAUUUCUAUUUUCAGAAAGGGUUUUUAUGGACCAAUGCCCCAGUUGUCAGUCAAAGCCGCUGGUGUUUUCAUUGUUUAAAAUGUCACCUGUAAAAUGGGCAUUAUUUAUGUUUUUGUUUCCUUUUGCAUUCCUGAUUAUGUAUUAUGUAAAGACAGUCUGUACAUUGAGUUACGACACUAGUAUAUUUAAAACUUACAGGCUUAUUUGUAAACCAUCAUUUUAAUGUACUGUAAUUAACAUGGUUAUAAUAUGUAUAAUUCCUUCUCCUUACCACACAACUUUUUUUGUGUGCGAUAAACCAAUUUUGGUUUGCAAUAAAAAUCUUGAAAAACAUUUGCAUAAA
Molecule: messenger RNA, 2818 nt
Organism: Psammomys obesus (fat sand rat)
Lineage: Eukaryota; Metazoa; Chordata; Mammalia; Rodentia; Muridae
Gene: Sgk1
Product: serum/glucocorticoid regulated kinase 1
Exons: 14
Coding region: 233-1810 (525 amino acids)
Biological process (GO): protein phosphorylation
Molecular function (GO): ATP binding; phosphatidylinositol binding; protein serine/threonine kinase activity
Source: RefSeq, a predicted model, not a curated record